AUGACACUGCGCCGUGUACGUUUUGUUCCUGUUUCACUCACAGGAAUCCUUCGCCGUAGUGGCCGCUACUGCAGCACUUCUUCUUCAACACCAACCACAACCACUUCGACUUCAGCAGCAACGACACUGUGGAGUGUGGAUUCCGCUGCAACGAGGGAGAAGAAGUCUCUCGCUAGCGUAGAGGAUAUGUUUGGACAAGUAGAGAGUGAAGAGAGCAACACAAUGAACUCUGCUGAGGCCGCAGCCCGCCUCACGAGCAGCACACAUGCUGUGGAUGAGGCAUUAUUUGAUUGGGAAGAUGAGACCAGCAGUGUCGCUGAGGGUCUGCGGGAUUUGUGUUUGGAAAGUGUCAUGAACGCUGCGCUGGGGGAAUUACACACUGCGGAUGAGAUCGCAGGCGUGAGUGAGAUCAGUAAAGGCAUCAGUCAUAGUGGGAAUAGAACCAGUAAUCUUAUUGCUAAUGGUGAUAGUGAUAGUGAUAGUGUUGAUGAUGAUAAGGAGGAUGAUAGUGAAGAGGCCGAUGAUGGUGGAGGAACUAUCAUGGGGCGCACAGAUGAUGUUGGCAUGAAUGAUGAAAGUACAACCACCAGAGCAGCAGCAGCAGCAGCAGGAAUGGGAUCUAAACUAGAUGCGGUGAAUGUUGAGUAUGAUAAUGAUGAGGAGGACGCAUCAAGUCUUCUCAUUGAGGAAGAAGAAGAACAGGUGGAAGAGUUGCUUCGGGCAGCUCAAACCUCUGAGACGGCUUCGGCUCUUUUCUUUAAGGACCAAAAGCAUAAAAAGACUUCUGCAAAAACAACAACAACAGCAACAGCAAAAACAUCAGCAGCAGCAGUAGCAUCAGCAUUUGAUGAUGCUGCAGCAGAGGGAGCAGAGUUGGAAUCUGUGGGUGAAGUGAUGCCAUCACCGCAGCGCGUAUGA
Molecule: messenger RNA, 918 nt
Organism: Trypanosoma theileri
Lineage: Eukaryota; Euglenozoa; Kinetoplastea; Trypanosomatida; Trypanosomatidae
Exons: 1
Coding region: 1-918 (305 amino acids)
Source: RefSeq, a predicted model, not a curated record